AUGGCUCAUACUCAAAAGCUUGUCUGGUUUAUUUCACUUCAACUCCUGCUUGUUCUGUUUGCCUUAGACUCCACUACUAAUGCACUGCAAGUUGGGUUCUACAAGUAUACAUGCCCACAUUUAGAGGAUAUUGUCCAUUACACUACCUAUUACUACGUAUCUCGGACACCAACUCUUGCUGCUCCUCUGUUAAGAAUGCAUUUCCAUGAUUGUUUUGUUAGGGGUUGUGAUGGCUCUGUGCUAUUGAAAUCAACAGCAAAAAAUCAAGCCGAGCGAGACGCAAUCCCAAACCAAAGCUUAAGAGGGUUCCAAGUCAUAGAUGCUGUAAAAUAUGCAGUAGAAAAGGCGUGCCCUGGUGUUGUUUCUUGUGCUGAUAUCUUGGCCCUAGUAGCCCGCGACGCAGUCUUAAUGCUUCAUGGUCCAUAUUGGGAAGUUCCUACCGGACGAAGAGAUGGAAGAGUGUCAAUAGCCUCGGAAGCCUUGACAGGCUUACCACCUCCCUUUGCUAACAUAGCUCAGCUCAAAGGAAUGUUUGCUUCAAAGGGUCUAACUGUUAAAGACCUAGUGGUCCUAUCAGGAGGACACACCAUUGGGACAUCUCACUGCUCAUCAUUCUCCAAUCGUCUAUACAAUUUCACCGGUAAAGGAGACACAGACCCCACACUGGACCGGAAUUACAUCGCUCAGUUGAAGAUCAAAUGUAAGCCGGGGGAUGCAAACACACUUGUUGAAAUGGACCCUGGAAGCUUCAAAACAUUUGAUGAAGAUUACUACACUCUUGUUGCCAAAAGAAGAGGACUUUUCCAAUCUGAUGCAGCUCUUCUAGAUGAUAUCGAGACGAAAACCUACGUGACAACCCAAGCCAUCACUCAUGGAGCCACCUUUGCAAAAGAUUUUGCAGCAUCAAUGGUGAAAAUGGGUAACAUUGGUGUCCUCACAGGCAAAAAUGGUGAAAUAAGGAAGCAAUGUGCUUUUGUCAACUGA
Messenger RNA from Fragaria vesca subsp. vesca, 984 nucleotides. RefSeq names its product peroxidase 27-like. NCBI's taxonomy places the organism in Eukaryota, Viridiplantae, Streptophyta, Magnoliopsida, Rosales, Rosaceae. Bases 1 to 984 code for a protein of 327 amino acids. The transcript is spliced from 4 exons. Gene Ontology annotation, biological process: response to oxidative stress; hydrogen peroxide catabolic process. Gene Ontology annotation, molecular function: heme binding; peroxidase activity. The record is from RefSeq and is a predicted model, not a curated record. Gene Ontology annotation, cellular component: plant-type cell wall; plasmodesma.